This is a messenger RNA of Fibroporia radiculosa, 1200 nucleotides long. RefSeq lists its product as uncharacterized. Gene Ontology annotation, molecular function: diphosphomevalonate decarboxylase activity; ATP binding. Gene Ontology annotation, biological process: isoprenoid biosynthetic process; isopentenyl diphosphate biosynthetic process, mevalonate pathway. The transcript is spliced from 3 exons. Gene Ontology annotation, cellular component: cytosol. Bases 1 to 1200 code for a protein of 399 amino acids. Lineage: Eukaryota; Fungi; Basidiomycota; Agaricomycetes; Polyporales; Fibroporiaceae. The record is from RefSeq and is a predicted model, not a curated record.
AUGCCUCUCUACCAAGCCACCGCUUCCGCACCCGUGAACAUUGCUUGCAUAAAGUACUGGGGCAAGCGGGAUACCAAACUCAUUCUCCCCACUAACUCCUCACUCUCUGUGACCCUUGAUCAGGACCAACUCCGCUCAACGACAACUUCGCGUGCGGAUUCGUCUUUCGAGAAAGAUCGCCUCUGGCUGAAUGGCGUCGAGGAGGAGAUCAAGUCAGGCGGGCGACUUGCGACGUGUAUUUCAGAGAUGAGGCGCUUGCGUAGGGAGUCAACGCUUACACAGGUUCAGAUUUCUCCGUACAACGUGCAUAUAUCCUCCCGUAACAACUUCCCCACUGCCGCUGGACUCGCAUCAUCUGCGUCAGGGUUUGCAGCCCUAGUAUCGAGUCUCGCUGCGUUAUACGCCUUGCCCGCAUCUCCAUCCCAGCUCUCCCUCAUCGCGCGGCAAGGUUCCGGGUCUGCAUGCCGCUCCCUCUUUGGCGGCUUCGUUGCGUGGGAGAUGGGUUCCUCCCCUGAUGGUUCUGACUCGCUCGCCGUCGAGGUUGCACCGCGCUCGCACUGGCCACAGCUGCAGGCACUUAUCUGCGUCGUGUCUGAUGACAAGAAGGGCACAUCCUCUACCUCGGGGAUGCAGCGCACGGUUGAGACGUCGGCCCUCCUGCAGCACCGCAUCGUGUCCGUCGUGCCAGAACGGAUGGCGGCAAUUUCUGCGGCGAUUCACGCGCGCGACUUCAACACGUUCGCGCGGAUCACUAUGCAGGAUUCGAACCAGUUCCACGCCGUCGCGCUCGACACAGAUCCGCCGAUUUUCUACAUGAACGACGUCUCACGCGCGAUUAUCGCGCUUAUCGUCGAGUACAAUCGCGUUGCCGUCGAGCGCGGCGGAUCGCUCAAGGCUGCGUACACGUUCGAUGCAGGCCCGAACGCGGUCAUCUAUGCGCCGGAGGAGAAUUUGAAGGAGAUCGUGGAGUUGAUCGUGCGCUACUUCCCUCAGGCAGACACCUUCAAGGAUCCGUUUGGCCUUUUUGGUGCGGCAGGGGUCCGGGGUAAAGUCGUCGAGGGCUUCAACGAGGCGGUGGCGAAGCCGUUUGGCGUUGGUGCGGUGAAGGGGCUCAUUCACACCAGGGUUGGCGACGGGCCAAGAGUCUUGGGUGUUGAGGAGGCGCUGUUGGGGCCCAACGGACUCCCGAAAGUGGCGUGA